GUGUAAUUGUCAGAAGUCAGAGCUCAGGAGGAACACGUGAAGGCAGCAACAGUUUAGAGUACAGUGUUGAGACAUCUGUGAACAACAUGGAGGAGAAACAGAGAAGUACGGACACUGAGUUUACUCCAGAUCCAGGGGGGGCAGGAACAACAUCAGAUGUCCCACGUGACUCCAGCCCAGAGGCAAGGAUCAGUAGACAGCUGAGUGAACAGGGUCGGUUUGCUUAUGCUGCUCUGUGUGGUGUCUCUCUGGGCCAGCUGUUUACUGGACCUGAGAACAGUGUGUUCAGGGAGAAGUAUCUGCAGGGCCUGGUCUGCUGGCUGGACCUGGAUGAGUCGGUGAUGCCGGUUAUGGGGGCUUUCCUGUCGGGCCUGGGCUUCGAAGGCUCCGACACCUUCCUCUCCAUCUUAGAGGCCGAACCACUGCUGGCUUCUGGGUCCACCCCCAUCAUACAGGAUCUGGUGUCUUUUUCUGUCAAAGACGGCCAGUAUGAUGCCAGAUCGAGGGUUCUCAUCCGUCAUGUCAGCUUUCUGCUGCGGGUCUUUCCACAGCAGCUGGAGGAGUUCGAGGAAACAUUAGGAGAGAGGCUGAGGGAAGGAGGAGAGGAGAGCGAAGAGGAGUCCUCUCGGCGGCUGAGGAGAGAAAGAGGACGGAAGUUACGACGCUACCUCCUCAUUGGACUAGCCACCGUGGGAGGAGGAACUGUGAUUGGUGUAACAGGUGGUCUGGCUGCCCCCUUGGUGGCAGCAGGGGCCGGUGCUGUGCUGGGGGCCGGAGGAGCUGCUGCUCUGGGCUCAGCCACUGGCAUUGCAAUCAUAGCCUCCUUAUUUGGAGCAGCAGGAGCUGGAUUGACGGGCUAUAAGAUGAAUAAGCGUGUCGGGGCGAUAGAGGAAUUUGAAUUCCUGCCACUGAGAUCUGGGAAGCAACUUCACCUGACCAUCGCAGUGACAGGUUGGCUCUGCGGUGGUAAAUACAGUUCGUUCCAGGCCCCGUGGGGCAGCCUGGGCGAGUGCGGGGAACAGUACUGCCUGGUGUGGGAGUCCCGUUUCCUCAGGGAUCUGGGCUCGGCCAUGGCCUCUCUGUUGGAUGGGCUGGUCAGCAUGGUGGCCCAGGAGGCGCUCAAGUACACGGUGCUCUCAGGCAUCGUGGCGGCUCUGACGUGGCCUGCGUCUUUGCUGGCAGUAGCCAGCGUCAUCGACAACCCCUGGUGUGUUUGUCUGACCCGCUCAGCUGAGGUGGGGAAACACCUGGCGCAGGUCUUGAGAAGCAGACAGCAGGGGAAGCGGCCUGUCAGCCUCAUAGGUUUCAGUCUUGGGGCCAGAGUUAUCUACUACUGCCUACAGGAGCUGGCCAAUGACCAAGGUAGUGAAGGAGUGGUGGAGGAUGUAGUCCUCUUGGGGGCCCCUGUGGACGGCUCUGAAAAGGCCUGGGAGAGGAUGGCCAAGGUAGUUGCUGGAAAAAUAGUCAACGGCUACUGCAGAGGGGACUGGCUGCUGGGGUUCUUGUACCGAAGUUCAGUUGCACAGCUGUCUGUUGCUGGGCUACAGCCAAUCAACAUCAAGGAUCGGCGUAUAAUCAAUGUGGAUCUUUCCUCCGUGGUGAAAGGUCACUUGGACUACAUGCGGCAGAUGGACACCAUCUUGGUGGCAGUAGGAGUUCCCACCAAAGAAGUCCAAGGAGCCUCCUUUGAUCUUCCUCAGCCUGUAAUUAUUACAACGGGGACAGUGGACAUCCCUGACCAAACCCCCGAUGAGCAACAAGUGACUGAGACACAAAACCAAGCUGAGGAGGCUGAGACUAUUACGGGAGAAAGUGAAAGAGACGCGAAAGAGGUGGCAGAGACAGAGGAGGUGGGUGACGGUUGGGAUAUCCCUGAUAUUUCAGACCUGCUGGACUCAUUAAAUGACACAGAAUCAGACAGGAACAAUUCACCACUUACUUCUGAGGAGAAUGCGACUAACGGGGACACAGCAUCUGCUGUUAACGCCCCGUGUGACGGCGCAGAGGAGGCCGACCCUGACAACGAACACGUAUGAUGGAGCUGGGAAGACACACGCUGGAAUACGGAGCACACACACAAACAAAGGCAGCCAAACUUGUAAAGAGCAUGUUACUGGACCGGCUGCUUCCCUGUAAAAAUCUCCUCUUCUCAAGUCUUUUUCAGCAUCAAAGCUUUGUUGGAGAAAAUCUUCAUUCCAUUCUCGACACACUGACAUGCCAGAGACGACAAAAGAGUCAAUGCACACAUAUGGCUGCCUCAAGUGAAAAGCCCCUGAAUUAAUUGGCCAUGAAAUGUCGUUUUUAGACUAAUGUAAUAAUUUAAGAACGAUUUCGAAUUUUGCAAAUUAAGUAAUUUUUUUUUUACAAACUGUAAAUAGUGUCAUAAUUUAUUUUCUAAACCCACUGUGAGAUCAGAUACCUGUAAGUAUUAAUUUGCAGGUUUUAGAGGAUGCUACAAAAUAGGUGAUAUCUCUGUUCCUCUUGUCCUUCUAGUUUUCAUCCGUUGGCCUGGUUGCUAUGGAUAUUAUCACAGUCAUUUAAUUUCCAUAAGGCCGGGGGUAAUUCAGUGAAUGUGUUGUCUUCAAGGCCUUUCUUUUCUCUAUUCCACCCAUUUCAAUGUGAAGCGCUGCUUACCAUCAAGUUUCAGGGUUUAGUUACAUUGUUUACUGGCACUGAUAAUACUGGAGAUUUUUUUUGUUUCGGUAAUGCACCUAUAUCGGGUUCUUCAACCAUAUUUCAUAAUUGGAAAGAAAUGCACAAUUCAAGAUAAGUGGAGAGACAUUUUUCUGUGACAAUAAAAAAAUGUUGAUUCUU
Molecule: messenger RNA, 2814 nt
Organism: Sebastes umbrosus (honeycomb rockfish)
Lineage: Eukaryota; Metazoa; Chordata; Actinopteri; Perciformes; Sebastidae
Gene: tmco4
Product: transmembrane and coiled-coil domains 4
Exons: 14
Coding region: 87-2036 (649 amino acids)
Source: RefSeq, a predicted model, not a curated record